UAUGUUUGUAAACGGAACAAUAAGGUUAUGUGCGAACGGGAUUUAGUUGAAAGCGUUCCUUAAACGAUUUUCUCACUCACGAAACGAUGACCGUCGGUAUGACGGCCUCCAUUUUGCGGAAUCCCGAGAUGCAAUUCGGUUCGAUCACUUUUUUCGCCAAACAACACAAAGGGGACACCUGUGGGAGCAACGGUCUGCCCCUCACGCCUAAUUCGAUAAUCAUUGUGGGGCGGGCACAGAUUUUAAAGACGAUCGACAGCCCGUUUCUGUGCCGGUACUUAGAUAUCAUUCGAGGAAAGCACGAGCGCACCGUCGUUGUCUCGCAAUAUUGCGGCGAACCCUUGUCCGGGUUCGUGAGCAAAAACGAAUUCUCCAACGAGCGGAUCGUAAAAAUUGCACACCAAGUGCUGACAGGGCUCGCGGAGCUCCACCGAAACAAAAUCGUGCACCGAAACUUGAGCAACGAUAACAUCCUGCUUCAGGAGAACGGCGACGUGAAACUGUUCAAUUACGGGCUGUAUUACAUGACGCAUUGCGGGCGGCUGGUUUCGUUUCCUAUACUGCAAGCGCACUAUACCGCGCCCGAGGUGUACUUGGGCGGUACCGAAGGUCGUUUGGCCGACCCGAAGGCCGAUCUAUGGUCGUUGGGCAUCUGCCUGGCGGAGCUUGUCUUGAACAAAAUCCUGUGGGCCUCCUUGAACCUCGGCCAGCGAAUUAGGAAAAUAUCGAGCCUGUUGCAGUCGAACGGCUCGAUAUUCGAGAAAAUCGCCAGGGAACACAACCGUUACGAAGCCUACACGGAUCUGCCCGACGACUUGAAAGGGUUGAUCGAGAAGUGUCUGAGCUUAUAUCCCGGCGACAGACCUACGUGCGAGGAGUUGCUCGCCAGCGACGCGUUCGCCGAACUAGCUAAAACUAGCUCCGCGAACGAAAGCAAGGUUCGCCAACCUUUCCAAGUGUUCACGAUCCACGAGCUCUACCAUUGGUGGCAGCUCGCCGGAGGCGACGUAUUCCAGGAGUUGAAAAAACAGGGCUUCAUCCGAUCCAGUCCGCCCGUACUGUCCCUGCCUAGCUUGGUGCUGAUAGAGGGCGCCGUCCUCGGCCAAGAACGCAACUCAUCCACCCUGUACGACCCGAAGGUGGUGCGGAUUCCGCUCGAAACGUUGUACCAGCGAUUCUCACACGUGCCCCAUCCGGCGUACUACCCGCUGAUACACAGCGAUUCUGACGUCAUAACCAACGCGGACCCGCCCCCUUACGACGCGACCGGUCUCCCGCUGGUCAUCAAGGAAAAAGAUCCCGAGUACCAGCUGCACCGCGUCAUACUGCUUCGGCGGCUUCUCCACGGUUAUCCAUUCACGAAGGCGCUCAUUGCCCGCGAAGCGGCCAAAGACGUGCCGCCAUUUUUAAGGGGCGACAUCUGGGCGGCCCUGCUCGACAUUAAAUCCUACUACAAGGAGGAGUACUCCAAGAUAGACAAGCACACGUACUUUCCUACCGAUCGGCAGAUAGAGGUCGACAUCCCCAGAUGUCACCAGUACAACGAGCUGCUCUCAUCGUCCGAGGGCCACGGCAAAUUAAAACGAGUGCUGAAGGCGUGGGUCAACCAAAACACCCAGUACGUGUACUGGCAAGGUCUCGACUCCCUCACCGCCCCCUUCCUCUACCUAAACUUCAACGACGAAGCAAAGGCGUUCGCCUGUUUGUCCGCAUUCGUGCCCAAAUACCUGCACGGUUUCUUCCUCAAAGACAAUUCCGCGGUGAUCGAGGAGUACCUCGCCAAGUUCUCGCAGCUGAUCGCGUUCCACGACCCGCCCCUGGCCAACCACCUCCACGACAUCAACUUUUACCCGCAGCUCUUCGCGAUCCCGUGGUUCCUGACGCUGUUCUCGCACGUGUUCCCGCUCUACAAGAUCCUCCAUCUGUGGGACCGGCUGCUGCUGGGCGAUUCGUCGUUCCCCCUCCACGUAGGCCUGUCCAUUUUGACGCAGCUGAGGAGGCGUCUGCUGGCGUCAGGGUUCAACGAGUGCAUUCUGCUGUUCUCCGAUCUACCCGAGGUCGAUAUCGAGAGGUGCGUCGCCCUUUCCAGUGAGACGUUCGUCGGGACGCCGCGGAGCGUCACCGUCCGACGCCACGACUACGACCCGCGCGAAGACGACCGUUAUAGGAUAAUAGUGCCAUUAUUUACGCAGAGAGCAGGCAAAUGUCCAGUCCGAAUAAAAUGCCAUUCAUCGUCCUCACACAUCUCCGAAUGCGCGUGACAUAAUAAGCAAAAAUUUCCUUCGAAAGGUUAUAAUCGACGUUUAAGGAUUUCAAAGGCUUUACGCCGGAUUUAACGAUAUAAAACACUGUGACGUUUCUUCUAUCAACAAUUUCGAGGUUAUGUGCAUAUUUUUAAGUCCCACACUUUUAACAAUUUUUUGAUGUAACUUACCCCGCUGAAAAAGGUAAAAAAAUGUAUUUCUUACCUUUACCUAUAUUAUUAUGUGUAAUAUUUUGAGCUUACCUCCUAACUUUUAAGUCUUUGUUUAAGGUUAAAAAUACUGUUUUUCUCAGUUCUUGCCACUCAAGCUCAUAAAAUUUUAAAGUAUUUGUUACAGCUUAAAAACAUUGUUUUGUCCAAGUUUUUUUUUACAGAAAUACAAUUAACACAAACAUAAGCGCACUACUCACUAGUUUAAAUUAUUUUAAUUGUUCACAGAACACCAAAUACGAUGGAUGGUUUAAUUCGCCUUCAAAUGCAUUGACAGAAAACACAACAACUUGCGUUUUUUCUAUCAACAAUUUCGAUUUUAUGUACGUAUUUCAUCUUCGCUUUUCAGCGAAUGCGCUGAUAUAAUAAGAAAAACUUCCUGAAAAAUUAAAACCAACAUUUAAGGGUUUACGCAGAUGUUAACGAUUUAAGGUUGACGUUUCUUCUGUCAACAAUUUCGAGGUUAUGUACGUAUUUCAUCUUCGUUUUUCUACGUAUGCACUGGACAUAAAAAAAAAUCUUCUUCCGAUUUAAAAUCGACGUUUCUUCUGCGAAACGAGACGCGGCUUAAAAAACGGUCCCCGUUUCAAGGAAUUGAAAUCGACGCCGCUGGAGGAAUUGAAAAAGGAAAGGUGUCCGCGAAUCGACGCUCGAGACUUCGUCGACGCGAUCCGAAACGAUCCGGCAACAUUGUUAGUCGUCGAUAUUCGCACCCCGAACGUGUAAGUCACGAAAAGGGGAAUGGGGGGGCAACAAAAAAUACUGCCCCUUUAAGAUUUUCCAGGGGCGCCGUCGUCGGUAGCGUUAACGUGCCCUCAUCGAGCGUCUCCUUUACCGAGAAUUCAAUCGACAACGUCGGCCAUCACAGCGCGACGCUGAAGGCGACCGCGGGGAAAACCGUCGUCGUCAUCGGCGACC
Molecule: messenger RNA, 3391 nt
Organism: Cylas formicarius (sweet potato weevil)
Lineage: Eukaryota; Metazoa; Arthropoda; Insecta; Coleoptera; Brentidae
Product: TBC domain-containing protein kinase-like protein
Exons: 10
Coding region: 87-2261 (724 amino acids)
Biological process (GO): protein phosphorylation; activation of GTPase activity
Molecular function (GO): protein kinase activity; GTPase activator activity; ATP binding
Source: RefSeq, a predicted model, not a curated record